This is a messenger RNA of Brassicogethes aeneus, 3048 nucleotides long. NCBI's taxonomy places the organism in Eukaryota, Metazoa, Arthropoda, Insecta, Coleoptera, Nitidulidae. The record is from the annotation of a GenBank genome assembly.
UCCAGAACGAAAAAAUCAGUUCAAUAAUAAUAGAACCAGCUGAUUGACUAAUCAAGUGUCAUUAUUUGUUUAUUUUUAUUGAUAAGAUUAUAAAUAACAAAUUUUUGCAGAUGAUAUUAUAAAUCGAUAUCCCAACAUUUGAAUCUAAAGGAUCGGUUAAGUACAACUGAAAGGCAUUCAUUCUUUUUAGGUCAAAGUUCUUUUAAUGACAAAUUUAGUUUCUUUGUAUAUUAAAAGUUAAGGUUCCUUUAUUGUCUGCAAGGAGAUGCUGUAAAUAACUUAAAUAAAUUUGUUACAAAAUGGAAGGCAUACAGUGCUCAGAAUUUACGUUUUUUAAUGAUUUUGACUCUGCCAACCUUUCACGUGUUGAAUAUGUCCCACCCAAUGAAUCUGUUGUCACAAAACAACCUGGAAACAAGUCUGUUAUUCCUGAAAUCCCUGAUGCUGAAUUUAACAUCUGGACAAAGCCAGAUUGUUCUGGAACUGAAUGGGAAAAUGGAAAUAGAACAUGGUUCUAUUUUGGGAUGAAAGCCAACAAUCCCUCAUUAUUAAUAAAAUUUAAUUUGGUUGAUUUAAAUCGACAAGGCAAAAUGUACAGUCAGGGAAUGGCACCUGUUUUUCGAAUUGUACCUGGUAAACCACAGUGGGAACGUAUUAGGGACAGACCCACAUACUCUAUCAAUGACAAUAUUUUCACAUUAUCAUUUAAAUUUAGAACCCCUGAAAAUGUGCAAAGCAUAAUGUAUUUUGCUUUUACAUAUCCUUUUACUUAUGUUGAACUUGAAAAAAUGUUUCUUACAAUUGACAAAAGAUUUACAAACGUUCAACCAACAUGUGAAGAUGAUAUUUAUUAUGUAAGAGAAACUGUUUGCCAAUCAUUAGAUGGGAGAAAUAUUGACUUAAUUACAAUAUCGUCGUAUCACGGAAUGACAGACAAGAGGGAAGACAGAUUAAAACAGCUAUUUCCCGAUGAAAAAGUUGCCAGACCUUUUAAGUUCGAUGAAAAAAAGGUUAUUUUCAUAUCAGCUAGAGUACAUCCAGGUGAAACACCUUCAAGUUUCGUUUUCAAUGGUUUAAUAAACCAAUUAUUGUGCCGGGACGAUUUAAUUGCAAUUCAUUUAAGAAAAUUGUAUGUGUUCAAACUUAUACCUUUUUUAAAUCCAGAUGGGGUUGCCCGUGGACAUUACCGUACUGAUACCAGGGGGGUCAAUCUCAACAGGGUCUACAUGCAGCCAGACUUUAAGGAACACCCUUCUGUAUAUGCAGCUAGAGCUUUAAUAAGAUACUACCAUUAUGGUUUUGAAAAAGAGGACGUGAUAAUAACCUGUGACAAAUGCGAAUUGCUAAACCAAAUCGAUAAGGAGUCAAAGGAAGACCAAAAUAACGUGCAUAACGAUAAAAUCAGUAAAAAAGUGUCGCACAUGACGCUCGAGGAGGGCGACAAAAAACCGGCCCUGUGGUGCGGCAAAUGUAAGGCCAACAUAAAAAAAUUAGAGGAGAAUAUGCCGGGCAUAUCCGAUCUAAUACCAACAUUAAACGUUAACAAUUCUCUAGGCGAUCAGUUUUGCCGGCAGUGCGGAGAAAAAAUUGAAGAAGAAAUCGAGACGAGCAAAGUGACUUGUCACGGGGAUUUUACCACAAUGGAAUCGGGUCUGUUUUUGUAUAUGGACUUGCAUGGUCAUGCGUCAAAAAAAGGCAUUUUUAUGUAUGGAAAUUACUUUGAAGAUACUGAAAAAAGCGUCGAAUGCAUGUUAUUGCCAAAGUUGAUGAGUAUUAACAAUCACAAUUUUCAUUUCAAUUCGUGUAAUUUUACCGAAAGAAACAUGUUUUUGAAGGAUAAACGUGAUGGUAUGAGUAGAGCCGGUUCAGGUCGUGUUUCCGUUUUAGCUUUAACAGGACUUAUUAGAAGUUAUACUUUAGAAUGCAAUUACAACACUGGAAGACUUACUAAUAUACUGCCGCCCACUAUUAGGGAACCCAGUGAAAAAGUUCACUCAUUACCUGUGCCACCUAAGUAUACACCAUUAAUAUUUGAAGAGGUCGGAAAAUCAUUGUGUUCAUCGAUUCUGGACUUGACAGGCGACAAUCCGAUGUCCAGAAUUUGCAAUUCCGAAUUUCGAUCUUUAAGCGGCUUGCGCAACUGGUUGGCGAUCCAGUACCAUCAAGAAAUGUUGGAUAAACGCCACAAGCCAAAAAUGACAAGAAAAACGUGUAGCCUACAAAAUCAGGGUAAAUCGAAGUUGAGACCUCCAUUGGCAAAAACAGUAGCAAAGAAAGUAAUAUCAAAGGCGAGAAAUCCAAUCCUGCCAAUCGAACGCAAAGAAAACAUUUUAGCUCAACCAAGUACCUCAUUUAGUUCAAAUAAUAAGCAGUCGUUGCGACAAAAUAAAUUUGGAUUAAAGUCAAAAUCACGAAAAGACUUGACUUUGAAGUCGAAAAAUGCUUCUAGCGAAAAAUUAAAAGCGACCACGAUGCGUCAAAAAUCAAAGUCUGCAAACGCAAAGUUGACAGGUAUCGAAGAGGAUGAUAAAAGUAAGGGAGACAUGCAAAUUCGCGAAAUUUGUUUUAUUAAGAAUAACGAAGGUAAGACAUUAAUAGCGAAAUACAAAAAAGCCAAUAAGGAGGAUCCAGAGGAAAACUUGGUUGUGACGUGGGGACCUUCUACAAAUGCCACUAUUUACACACAAAAAGGUAAGAUAAACGCAAGUAAGUUUGGUGCUUCCCAAAGUUGCGAGCCAGGCACAAGCAAACAACAGGGUCCAGUGCGAAUACACAAUUUUGCUAAAUCACCAUCGUUUUUUAAAUCAAAAAAGCACAGUCUUAGGCGAUUAAGUGGAGCCGAAUCUUUAACCAAAAUAGAGAAAAAGAAGAAGAAAAAGAUGAAAUCUAAAUAAAUUUUUUGUACAUUUUUCAAGUGAUAUUUUUGUGAUUUCAGUACAAAUGUUUUUAAAAAAUGUAAUAUUUGUACAUUAAAAAAAUUUGUAAGUGACUAUGACUAAAUUAUUCAAAUAUUGUUUUUAUUUAUUAGGUGGUAAUAUAAAUAAAAAG